GUUUAGUGUUACUGCUGCAAAAUCUACAUCAUGUCGAACAAAAUUAUUUUAAGUUAAAAAUAGUCCAAAAAAAGUUAUAUAGGUAUUUUCGAGAGUUUGUGUCAAAAACAAGACCAAGAUGGCCUCUUUAUCGCAACAAAUGAGUUUAUACUCAAUGACCAGGAUGGCUCUAACGCUAGGUCCUGGCUUAGGAUUCCUUAUAUUCCUUCACUCCGGUACGUUAAAUAUGAGACCUGAUAUUCUGGAUCUUGAUAAUAGGGUCAGAGACGUACCUAUAUAUGAAAUAAACAGCACUUACGAUUUUGUGAUAGCUGGCGGUGGAAGUGCAGGGACGGUUCUGGCUAAUAGAUUAAGUGAAAACCCAUUUUGGAAUAUAUUGCUUCUGGAAGCCGGCCCUGAUGAGAUUACCAUAUCGGAUAUGCCUUUAAUGUUUCCUACCUUACAACUGAGCCCGUUGGAUUGGCAAUACCAAACCGAACCUGGAGAAAACUAUUGCUUGGGGUUUAAAGAACAAAGAUGCAACUGGCCAAGGGGUAAAGUACUAGGAGGUUGUUCGGUAUUGAAUGCCAUGCUGUACAUUAGAGGAAAUAAAAAAGAUUAUGACAGAUGGGAAGCUGUGGGAAACCCGGGAUGGAAAUACGAGGAUGUUUUGCCUUAUUUUAAAAAAUCUGAAGACAUGAGAAUUCCAGACUUAAUGGAUGAUAAAUAUCAUGGUACAGGCGGAUAUCUUACAGUUGAAAAUUACAGAUAUCGCUCUUCAAUUGCAAAAUGGUUUUUGAAAGCAACCGAGGAACUUGGUUACCAAAUCAGAGAUUUAAACGGAGAACAUCAGACUGGAUUCAAUUUACCGCAAGGUACUUUAAGGGAUGGUCUUAGAUGUAGUACCGCUAAAGCUUUCAUAAGGCCGGUAUCAAAAAGAAAAAAUUUACACGUCAGUCUUCAUUCCAGGGUGGAACAAAUUUUAAUAAACGAAGACAGAAAGCAGGCUUAUGGUGUAGUUUUCAACAAAUUCGGCACCCACAAUACGGUUUUUGCCAAAAGAGAAGUAAUCUUGAGCGCCGGGUCCUUGGUCUCACCGCAACUUCUUAUGUUAGCUGGAAUAGGUCCAGAAGAACAUUUGAAGGAUAAAGGGAUUAAAGUUUUGGUUAAUUCGGCCGGUGUUGGAUCCAAUUUACAGGACCAUGCAGCUGUAGGCGGAGCUACGUACGUAUUAGAUAAGCCACGUGAAUUUGAAAAUGAAACACUGACUUUCCAGCUUGCAAAUAUUUUUUCCACAGAAACAGUAAACGAUUUUACGCAGAAAAAACAAGGUCCUAUUUAUUGGUUGCCAGUAUGUGAAGUAAUUGGUUUUGUAUCGACAAAGUACCAAAAUCCCAAAGUUGAUUGGCCGGACAUUCAAUUCUUCUUGUCAUCGGCGGCUGACAGUUCUGAUGGCGGUCUUUUCGGAAGACGAGCCGAAGGCCUGACAGACGAGUUAUUUGCAGCCAUUUACGAAAAUCUGAUCGACAAGGAAGCUUUUAAUAUUUAUAGUUUACUGUUGAGGCCGAAGAGUAGAGGAAGGAUAAUGUUGAGAGACAAGGAUCCCGAGUCAAAGGUCCUUAUAUAUCCGAAUUAUUUUUCUAACAAAGACGAUUUGAAAGUGAUAAUAGAGGGAGCAAAAAUAGGGCAUCAAAUAGCCAUGAGUCAGGUAAUGCAAAAUUUCAACAUCACUUUCAACCCCAACCGUAUACCAGCAUGUAAACAUUUAGAACUCUUUUCCGACGAAUAUUGGGCAUGUCACGUAAAACAAAUUACUUUGACGAUAUAUCACCCUGUAGGAACGGCUAAAAUGGGACCUGAAGAUGAUCCUAGUGCUGUAGUAGAUGCCCGGUUAAAAGUAAGAGGAAUACGAAAUUUGAGAGUGGUUGACGCCUCCAUUUUUCCCUAUAUACCUACAGGAAAUACGAACGCCCCAACAAUCAUGGUAGCCGAAAAGGCUUCGGACAUGAUCAAGGAAGAUUGGGGGGUAUUAGAUAAUUUUAUAGAUUCCAGUGAAAAUCCUGAAAUUUUGCAGAAAGCUAGUUCUGAUGGUAAACUUAGAACGGCUCCUUCCGAAGAUUUUAAUGCUAAGCAUGAACCCAAACUUCAAAAGACUCCAGAAAUGCAUGACCCGGAUUACUGGUAAU
Molecule: messenger RNA, 2165 nt
Organism: Psylliodes chrysocephalus
Lineage: Eukaryota; Metazoa; Arthropoda; Insecta; Coleoptera; Chrysomelidae
Source: the annotation of a GenBank genome assembly